AUGUCGUCAAGGAUUUUUCUUAUUCUAUUUUGUAUUAUCAUAAUAUUUUUUAUUGAAUUUAAUAAUGGUGCUCCUACUGUUAAAACUACAGCGAAAACUACAACGAAAACACCUAAAACAACAAUCAAAGUACAGAAAAACUCUACUGAAAUAGCGAAACCAGCACUUCUCGGUGGUCAUACACCUUGGACUAAAACUAUCCAACCAAAACAUAAGAAAAUCUUUGAUGAUUAUAAAAAAAUUAUAUUAAAAAAACUUCAAGAAGUUCAUAAUGUAUCGAAAACAUUCAAUCCUAAACCGGAGAAAUUUUCUGUACAAGUCGUUGGUGGAUUUAAUUAUUUAUAUUUAGUAAAAUUACCAAUCAAUAAAUAUGCAUCUGUAUCAAUUCAUCAUGUUGCAUGGAAAAAAGGUCAUUACGGAAAAGAAACAAAUGUUAUAGUCCCACCAAAAACUUAUGAAUUAGAUGAUAAAAAUGUUUGA
Messenger RNA from Adineta steineri, 480 nucleotides. The record is from the annotation of a GenBank genome assembly. Lineage: Eukaryota; Metazoa; Rotifera; Eurotatoria; Adinetida; Adinetidae.